AUGGCACUGCCUGCGUGUACAGCUCAGGCGCUCGGGCCGCCUCUGCAACCCGAGCGAAGAGCGCCCGCCCGCACCACCUGUCCCCGCCGGCAUUCCAGAGUCGAGGCCGAUUUGGCAGCCAGCCGGCCGGGCUCUGUCGCCGCCUCAGUCCGCGCGGGACCUCCUAGGGGUGUGUCUCGCGGACUCAACUCCCCGCGGCUCCCGGACGAGCCCCUGAAGGCGUUUUCCUUCCUGGCGGGAGCCGCACGCACUCCUCUCUCCGCACUGCUGCCCCGAGGCCGCCGCGGGCGGAUGCACGACCUCCGGAGACGCUGGGACCUGGGCUCCCUCUGCCGGGCCCUGCUCACCAGGGGCCUGGCUGCCCUGGGCCACUCGCUCAAGCACGUGCUUGGAGCGAUCUUCUCCAAGAUCUUCGGCCCCCUGGCCAGCGUCGGGAACAUGGAUGAGAAAUCGAACAAGCUGCUGCUGGCGUUGGUGAUGCUCUUCCUCUUCGCUGUGAUCGUGCUCCAGUACGUGUGCCCCGGCACAGAAUGCCAGCUCCUCCGCCUGCAGGCAUUCAGCUCGCCCGUGCCGGACCCGUACCGCUCGGAGGAUGAGAGCUCCGCCAGGUUCGUGCCCCGUUACAAUUUCAGCCGCGUUGACCUCCUGCGCCAGGUAGACUUCGACAUCAAGGGCGAUGACCUGAUCGUGUUCCUGCACAUCCAGAAGACCGGGGGCACCACUUUCGGUCGCCACCUGGUGCGCAACAUCCAGCUGGAGCAGCCCUGCGAGUGCCGAGUGGGUCAGAAGAAAUGCACUUGCCACCGGCCCGGGAAGCGGGAGACCUGGCUCUUCUCCAGGUUCUCCACGGGCUGGAGCUGCGGGCUGCACGCCGACUGGACUGAGCUCACCAGCUGCGUGCCCACCAUGGUGGACGGAAAGCGCGACGCCAGGCUGAGACCCUCCAGGAAUUUCCACUACAUCACCAUCCUCCGAGACCCAGUGUCCCGCUACCUGAGUGAGUGGAGACAUGUCCAGAGAGGGGCCACAUGGAAAGCAUCCCUGCAUGUCUGUGAUGGAAGGCCACCAACCUCUGAAGAGCUUCCCAGCUGCUACAGUGGUGAUGACUGGUCUGGAUGUCCCCUGAAAGAGUUCAUGGACUGUCCCUAUAAUCUUGCCAACAAUCGCCAGGUACGCAUGCUCUCUGACUUGACCCUGGUAGGCUGCUACAACCUCUCUGUCAUGCCAGAAAAGCAAAGAAACAAGGUCCUCCUGGAAAGUGCCAAAUCGAAUCUGAAGCACAUGGCAUUCUUCGGCCUCACCGAGUUUCAGCGGAAGACUCAGUAUCUGUUUGAGAAGACCUUCAACAUGAACUUUAUUUCACCGUUUACUCAGUAUAAUACCACUAGGGCCUCGAGUGUAGAGAUUAGUGAGGAGAUCCAAAAGCGUAUUGAGGGACUGAAUUUUCUGGAUAUGGAAUUGUACAGCUAUGCAAAAGAUCUUUUUUUGCAGAGGUAUCAGUUUAUGAGGCAGAAGGAGCAUCAGGAUGCUAGGCGGAAGCGUCAGGAACAACGCAAAUUUCUGAAGGGAAGGUUCCUUCAGACCCACUUCCAGAGCCAGAGCCAUGCCCAGAGUCCCAAUCUAAGUCAGCACCCAAAUCUGAAUGCUAAUCAGAAUGUGACGCAGAGUCUCUUUCAGAGUCUGAUUCAGAAUCUGACUCACAACAUGAGUCAGAAUGCAACCCAGAAGCAGAACCCAGGUCAAGAGCAGAGUGAUAGCAAUACCAGCAAUGGUACCAAUGACUACAUAGGCAGUGUAGAGAAAUGGCGUUAAAUGGCUCCAAGGGCUUUCACACAGUUCUCCCAAAGCGCCAGUAAAAGUAUGGCAAAUUUUAAAUAGGAGAGAGUCCAAACACUUCCUGCUUUCUUCAUGCUUGGAAGUUGGAAAGCAAAGUUAAGAUGUUGCCUUUACAGUUGCCUUUCAAUUAAAUGUUACACUGUGUGUGGGUAAAACAAACUUCGAUAUGUAAUUAAAUUGUCUUUUUUUUUUUCUUUUGGUUUGUUGAACUAUUUAUAAAACCCAAAUGCCAAAGCAGGCUCACCAUGAAAUUGCUGUUUAGAUAUUUUCUGAAGUUCUUAAAUUAGUCAUGGAGACAAAAAUGAAGUCAUGCAAUGUGGCUAUUUGACUUAUGGUUAAGAAAACAACUUUAAAUUAUUCAUGAUAUACUGCUAAAACUAAAUAUUGAAAGUAGGCCCCUUUUUUCCUGGGACAAACCUGAGUAUCUGAGUAUGAACACACACACACACACACACACACACACACCCACAAAGAAAGAAAGAAAAGAAAAGAACUUUAACUGAACAUGAAUCCUUUAAUUUUCUUUGAUUUUUAACCAGUAAUCAAUUUAAAUAUAGUAAUAACCGAUGGUAAAUUUUGACAAACUAUGGUAAAGAAAAAAAUUCUCUCCCAAAUAUGGAUAGUGUAAUGUAGAAAUAUUGGCUUUUAAGGUAGAACAGAACUCAUAUCUUGUUACUUAAGAGAUGUUUAAAAUUUUAACCUUUUUCUACCUUCUACUCUUUAAAGGUUUUAAACAGGGUUAGCUCAUAUGAAACAAAACAUUUUUUGAAGUGGAAUACCAAUGUAAAGGUCUAAUUUCCAGACAUUUUCUGGGCACUGUAAUCUCAACAAUUCUGGAAUCCUUUGGCGCUUGCUUCACAUUCAUUUUAAGGCUUCUUCCAAUUGUGCUCAUUUCAAACAAACCCAUUUAUAGAAUCUUUCUUCAUAAUCUAAACGGUGUGUUGCUGAAUUUAUUGUGAUAUAUAGUCCUAGAUUAAAGUCAGGACUUUCUUUCUAUAGAAUUGUCUUAUCAAUGUUUGUGUAGUGAAGUCCUUAUCAAAAAACUGCUAAACCGGAUAACGUAUCUCAAAAUAUUACUGAAGUUCUUCUUGGUCAGAUAGAAUUGAACCUGAAUGUGAAGUAUUAACUUUUUGUACAUUUGUAUUGUAGAGUUUCCAGUUGGGCUGAUUAUUUCUAGCCCAUUUGUUCUUUUUUUUUUUUUUUUGACAGAUUGUAGACAAUGGUGAGAGAGAAAAAAAAAAAGAUGGUAGAAGAAAAAUUUGGGUAGCCAUAGCUAUUCACUAACACCAAAAACUGUACCUCAGUACUUUGAGUUAGCCCUCAGUCAGGUUUUGCUAAGAGAAAAUGCAGAACAAGAUUCUGUAAUGAGGUUGCAUAUAAGGAACAUAUGAGUUGGGGAAAGUAAUACAGUAGUGAAAAUCUACACAGAAACUUUUAGGAUAUCAACUAUGAGUUAAGCAGAGCACAAAUAAUUAUACAAUGCGCUGUACUAUCAAGCAUAUCAUUCUGGGCAGUUUCCAUUUUAUGGCCCUUGUUAUACUCUUCUAAGGACACUAGUCCCCUCAACCCCUGCCCCAUUAUCCUCAAACAAGGCAACAGGAACACAGCAAUUAUGUUUUCAAGAAGGACAUGAUCAGAAAUGUGACCACAAAAGCAUGUCUUAUACAGUCUGCUCAUUUGCAUGAUCACUUAUAAUAAUAUGCCCACAAACUACACAACAAUCCGAGUAUUUAAGUUUAAAAAUAGAUUUCCUUGACUCUGCACCUAUAUAGCUUAAUUUAGCUCUGACUGACAGUGUUGUAGGCCUGGGAAUUCUGAGAACUGGAAAACUGAAAGGAAGUUAAAAAAUUAAACACGCCUUGAAGUCCAAGUGUUUUUGAGUGAAACUAUUUUGUGUACAUUGUGUUUUUUUUAAAUAAAUAUUCUGUAGAUCCCUGUGGUAUUUCAGUUUUGUUAGUUUUAAUUGAUAAUGUUUGCUCUUAAUACUGAUGUGUACUGCUGGGAAGCAGGACAAAGCCUGAGCCAGUGGAAAAGCUUGUUAGAGAAAAGCAUUGUGUGUUGUUGCUGUGGUGUGCAUGGUUUGCAGAGAUUAAGUGCAUUUUCUCUGUCUAUACUGAUUACUGUAUAUAGGGGAUAUUAUAAAUAUAGAAUUUGGUCACCAUCAUGUAAAUCCCAUGAUUUCAACUGUAAACAUCUGUCCAAUGGUGUAGCUUUACAAACCAUUUACUGAUUUUUGUGUAAUUUAAUGAUAGAUUCAAAAUAAAGUUUAAAUUACA
Messenger RNA from Erinaceus europaeus (western European hedgehog), 4112 nucleotides. RefSeq names its product heparan sulfate 6-O-sulfotransferase 2 (gene HS6ST2). Gene Ontology annotation, molecular function: heparan sulfate 6-sulfotransferase activity. The record is from RefSeq and is a predicted model, not a curated record. The transcript is spliced from 3 exons. The coding region runs from base 1 to 1812 and encodes 603 amino acids. Gene Ontology annotation, cellular component: membrane. Lineage: Eukaryota; Metazoa; Chordata; Mammalia; Eulipotyphla; Erinaceidae.